GUUAGCGCGGGCGCCGGCGCUCCAGGCUGGGGCGCGCUAGCUAGCUCGGGAGCAGAGCAGCCCGGGGUGAGUUUUCUUUGCUCCAGCCCCGCCUCCCGCCCUCCCCCUCGGAGAGCCGCGCGCAGCCCCCGAACCACCUCUCCAAGUCUCUAGCACACUUGCAGCCGGUCGCCCCAAAGGAGCAGCAGUGCCCGCCGAGCUCCAUUCCUGUGCUUCUCUGCCCGAUGGAGCUCGGGCGCUGCCGACGCCUCGGCUGCCGGGAACCCUGAGCCUGUCCCGGGUGUCCCGAGGACCUUGCCGGCCAGUCUGUGAGUGCAGAGUGCCCGGGCGCACACCGAGGACAGGGGGCCUCGAGGUUCUGGGAAGCACGCCGUGCCGCUCGCCUGGGUUACCUGGCUGGCGGCAGGGACCAUGGCUCUGAAGGACACCGGCAGCGGCGGCAGCACCAUCCUCCCCAUCAGCGAGAUGGUGUCCGCGACCAGUUCUCCUGGCGCUCCUCUGGCCGCCGCCCAGGGGCCCUGCGCUCCGUCGCCCUUCCCCGAGGUAGUGGAGCUGAAUGUUGGCGGCCAGGUCUAUGUGACCAAGCACUCGACGCUGCUCAGCGUCCCGGACAGCACUCUGGCCAGCAUGUUCUCGCCCUCUAGUCCCCGGGGCGGCGCUCGGCGCCGGGGCGAGUUGCCCAGGGACAGCCGCGCGCGCUUCUUCAUCGACCGCGACGGCUUCCUCUUUCGGUACGUUCUGGAUUACCUGCGCGACAAGCAGCUGGCGCUGCCCGAGCACUUCCCCGAGAAGGAGCGGCUCCUGCGCGAGGCAGAGUUCUUCCAGCUCACCGACCUGGUCAAGCUGCUGUCGCCCAAGGUCACCAAGCAGAACUCGCUCAACGACGAGGGCUGCCAGAGCGACCUGGAGGACAACGUUUCCCAGGGCAGCAGCGACGCACUGCUGCUGCGUGGGGCGGCGGCCGGCGGCGCGCCCUCGGGCUCUGGAGCGCACGGUGUCAGUGGGGUUGUCGCGGGCAGCAGCGCUCCGGACAAGCGCUCUGGCUUCCUCACCCUGGGCUACCGUGGCUCCUACACCACAGUGCGCGACAACCAGGCAGAUGCCAAGUUCAGGCGUGUGGCGCGCAUCAUGGUGUGCGGGCGCAUCGCCUUGGCCAAAGAGGUCUUUGGGGACACUCUUAAUGAGAGUCGCGACCCUGACCGGCAGCCGGAGAAGUAUACGUCCCGCUUCUACCUCAAGUUCACCUACUUGGAGCAGGCGUUCGAUCGACUGUCUGAGGCCGGCUUCCACAUGGUGGCGUGCAACUCCUCUGGCACCGCCGCCUUUGUCAACCAGUACCGAGACGACAAGAUCUGGAGCAGUUAUACCGAGUACAUCUUCUUCCGUAAGUUAGCAUCCUACCUACCUAUGCAUCUCACACCCUUUCUCCGCCUUCGCUGA
Onychomys torridus (southern grasshopper mouse) is the source of this 1440-nucleotide messenger RNA. Its product is annotated as BTB/POZ domain-containing protein KCTD8. Gene Ontology annotation, biological process: regulation of G protein-coupled receptor signaling pathway; protein homooligomerization. Bases 412 to 1440 code for a protein of 342 amino acids. The record is from RefSeq and is a predicted model, not a curated record. Lineage: Eukaryota; Metazoa; Chordata; Mammalia; Rodentia; Cricetidae. Gene Ontology annotation, molecular function: protein binding. The transcript has a single exon.